Messenger RNA from Pseudocercospora fijiensis CIRAD86, 3301 nucleotides. RefSeq lists its product as uncharacterized. The transcript has a single exon. Lineage: Eukaryota; Fungi; Ascomycota; Dothideomycetes; Mycosphaerellales; Mycosphaerellaceae. The coding region runs from base 243 to 3047 and encodes 934 amino acids. The record is from RefSeq and is a predicted model, not a curated record.
CGCACUCCCAUCCCAUCCCAUCCCAUCCCAUCCCAUUGCCGAAUCCACGACUCCUCGCCCUCCGCGACCAACGCCCUUCCGACUCACAAUAUACGCCCGACCCCUUCCGUAACAUCCACACUCAUAUCAAUCUGUCCUGCGCCGACAUCACGAGCAGCUGCCCACGACCGUCACUCGAAAUAGUUCAUCGUCGCACGUAGGAAUGGCAUGCUAGGUGACUCGGGGCCAUUGGUGGCUCGCCAAUGGCGGCCGAUCAUGGGCAGUCGGUCGCUCGCGUGUCUGGCGUGGGUAGAGUAGACCAGUGCUUGCUGCCGAACGGGUCGUGCGCUUUUCGACACCUGAGCGCCGGCGCAACGGCACCGACCUGCGGGUGUAGGAGAUUUUGGCUGGAUACCGGGCACGCGGCGACGGGUGAUGGUGAAAGAGCGUGGUGCUUUUGUGGCCACCACGCCUGCUUCCACGACUUUGCAGGUGGAAGUGCGCAGCAUCAUGCUCAUGCUCAUGCUCAUGCUCAGCUGCUUGCCAAUGGGCCCGCGGGAGGUGCUGAUGCAGAACAGCCGACUCGGCCUCAAAGCCAGCAGAAUGCAUUCAUUGCACCUACGUGGAGCGAACUGAUCCGAGAGCCCGUGAUGCCGUCCUCAGGAGCUGGAGUGCAGAACAACGAGACCACCAAUAGCUCCACGACGGGCCUGGGAAUCCGAAAUGCAUCCCAAACAGACUCUAUCAAUCUCCGGCUUUGGAAUGCGUUGAAUGCCUUCGCGCGACAGCAGGAUGGUAGCCAUGCAAGCUCGAAUCUGCCAUCGACUGCAGUGCCUAGCGUAGCAGAGGGAGAGGGAGCUCCUGCGCGCCAUACGUCUGCACAUGUCCAGCCCAGAGCCAUGGGACCACCUCUCCAUAUUCCUCAUGAUCCUUUCACUGCCAAUCCGAAUGGACAAUAUAGCGCGACUGAAUUGGCUACGCCUAGCGUGCAAUCCCGCACUCCAGACUUUCGAGCGGCGACUGCUCUCCCAUCAAUCGCUCGUCCUAGCACGCCACUGAAUCAGCCCCGACGCGCUCUCUCGAUUGGCGAUGCGGCGCCAACUGCCAGGGAAGAGGCUCCUACAGUGCCGGACGAUGACAACUGUCGAAGGCGGCCCGGAAGGCCACUCAGCGCCGGGCCUUCGCUGUCGAUCCAGGAAAUGUGCAACACUAUUGAGAAUUAUGGACGCCGACUCAGCCUUCUUGAAAACAUCUCUUUCAAUCAUUUGCCAUGUGAUGAGGUACACGACCAGUUCCAACUCAUGGAUGGCCGUGUUCUGGAUCUUGAGCAAUGGCGAGCCGAACAAGAGAACCAUCAUAACCACGACGAUACCGAGGAACAGAUCCAGGCUGCAAACGAUCGACUCGAUGACCUUGAGAAUUGGCGUACUGAGUAUCUUGCUGCGCAGCUAGGAGACCAGUCUGAUUCUCCAGAGGCGUCGAGCAGCAGGCGCAAACGACUCUUGCCGGACGCAAGCUCUUUUGAGUCCGACGGCUCUAUCGACUUGAAUGCUGCCGCGCAUACAGAAGCUAUGGUUCUCGCAGCUAUCGCUGCCAGCGCAGAAACUGGCCCACGCAUCGACGCCCUCGAAUCCAGGCUUUCCGAGCUGGAAGGCGCUGCUUUACCAUCCUUUGCUCGACCGUGGAGUGUACAAAUCGUGCUCCUGCCAUUUGGUCGAAAUCUACCUGGUGUCUGGUUCACGAGCGAGCAAUCAACGCAGCACUCCAUGCGGUCUGCCAUACAUACCUCCGAAGACUGGCCUGCUGCACUUGAAGCUCCCAAGACUUCUUUCAGAUCAGAGGGCGCCGAUGGAGCGUGGACCACCACUUCGAUCGAGGCCUGGGCCAAUUCUACCCAAGAUGAGUGGCUCUCACCCAAGGCAUGUGGCCCGACUGGCACUGUCUUCCAAAGACUUGCGAGUCGCGGCUUCGUUCAUGAUGUGGAGUUCUUCUCGCCAGACGCAGCACAUAUCCUCAGUGUAGUCUCUGAAGCGUUCGAUGGCGUACUUUCAGAUCAAACCAGUGUUCCAGGGGCCAUGCUAGAGAAGUAUCACGGUCUUCGAGAGCGAUUUAUACCUUUGCGAAAGAUCCGCAAGUCGUCUCGUUUACGAUUUCUCGCACCUCCUGAAAUGGUCACUCCAACCGCUUGGACUGCCGAAUUUCUGGAAUCUAGCGUCUUCAUGAAAUCAAAUGGCGAGAGAAGGCUUUACCUCACCAGUCCAGAUGGCUAUUUGCAGCCGCCUCAAUCUGGAUGGAAUUGGCAGACCUUGCGCACCCUCCCAUUAUACGAUGCAGAUGGCGAGCUGCAGGACGCGCAAAAUGCAGGCGGGAUCGUCGAGGCAUGUUGGAGUUAUAACGAUCGUCUCGAUACAGCAAUGAGCUUGCACUCUUCGUUCGAAGGAGCUGGCUCACCUUGGCACCACCGACCGACAAGUCAAGAGCCAGAGCAUGUUGAUCGAGAUGCGGACGAUGCUAUGUCGAGAAAUGCAGUGCCACAGCACCACGACUGUUCAGUUUCGCUUGCAAGUGCUGCCUCAGUACAGAUCAUUGGAUGCAAUACUUUACCCAAGCGGCGUGUCGCUUCUUUUGAAGCUCGCAGCCCUUCCAAAGAACAAGAGGAGCGAGCACAGUACGUGUUCAAGCGGCGCCGCAUCUCAUCUUCACCAGAGCUGGACCGUCGUGGCUAUAAUCUGACACCGCGAUACAGCCGGGAGCCGCCAUCGCCAUUCACGUCUGACGAGAUUGGACCCGGGCGAGGCAGCCAAGCCGCUAGCAGCCGGGCAAGAGGGACUACUCCCUUUGCAUACGCUACUCCUCAUUCUCACUUCGACUCUCGAGGCGGAGACGGCGAAACUGAAGCGGACGACGAUCUGCCUCUUGCGCAGAGCGAAAAUGGUGAUUGGGAAGGGCUCCCAGAUGGACCAACCACAUCGCCUGUUUCUUCCGAGGGCAGUCGCAAUCAAGCGGUGAUUGGGAACAGAAUCGACGAGGAGGGCCCCGAGCAAGACUUCACCGUUGACGAGGGUUGAAUAGAGCAUCGCGAGCGCAGCGCACGCGGGAGGAUCUACAGUAGAAGGCGCAUGGAUCAUGGAAGGCAUUCGGAAUACAGGAAGCCUAUUUGGACGUCGGAGACAGGGCCUAUGUUGAUGGGGCAACAGCAAUAUUUGAACAGCGCAACUCGAUACCGCGCGGCCAUUUGCCAGCGAUGUAGAAUGAUCUCUGGUCAUUGUGGGAUGGGAAUAAUGGAUAGAAUAGCUCUCCAAUCCGAAAACUUGGAAAUAUC